ACAUGUAAGUGCGACAGUGAGAGCCACACUCUCAUGCAAGUGAGAUGGCGUUUGCGUGUUUAGCUACCAAAUGUAAAGAGCGCGCGAGAGAGAAUUGAAAAUUGAGAGAGAAAGAGAGAGAGAGAGCGCUCUGCGGCUGUAGCUGUGGCUGUCAACGCGCGACAAUUUGUAAACGGACAGUCAGAAUGCUGUGGUAGUGGUAGCUGAUUUUUCGAUACACAGAAUGAGGAGUUACAGAAUCUUUGGCGGCUAAAUGAAAUGCGUAUUGGGCAGUUACUGUCUUCUGGUGUUGAUAGUGUGUUCCAUGCUAACAUAACCUCAAACUUGCCGCUGCAGUCGGGGAAGUCGUCGUCAUCAGCGUCAGCGUUGUUGGUGGAUAUUCCACAGCUACAGGCAGAGUUCUUGAUUCGAUAAGCAUCGCCAGCGCAACGAGGACGCAAUGAAUGAGAAAAUCAAAUCGCCCUCAACCCAGGCGAGUGGUGGCGCAGCUGGUGGAAAUGUGACCCCAGCGGUGGCAGCCAGCACAGGUGGUGCCACACCGCCCACAUCGGGUCCGCCCACACCGAACAACGGCAACGAUCCUAUUAUACAACAAAGUGGCAGUGUACCACAUCCCUAUGGCGGCCCGCCUCCUGGUGCCGUGCCCGGCGUAGCUCCCGACUCGGCUGCAGCUAUGUCGCACUAUCAUCACUUACAUCAGCAACAACAGCAGCAACAGCAACAACAACAACAACAGCAGCCACAGGGUCCACCGCUACCACCACACAUGCAACACCAUGGUGGACCACCACCACCACAGGGACCACUACCGCUGCCGCUAGAGCAUACUCCCGGUGUGAAGGAUGAAUACGGCUCGGCACAUUUGCCGCCGCCACCUGGCGUCCAACACCCGCAUGCUCAUCCUGCUUAUGCGCGCUACCACUCGGCUGAUCCUAAUGUGGAUCCCUACCGCUACGGUCAUGCGCCGCCGCAGCAGCCACCGCCAGGCAGCAAGCCGCCUCACCAGCAGCAGCAGCAGUCGCAGGGUGGCACAGGGGGCUCGCCGAACCGACCUCCGCAACAGCGCUACAUACCCGGACAGCCUCCGCAGGGUCCAACACCAACACUGAACUCAUUGCUGCAAUCGUCGAAUCCUCCCCCACCACCCCAGCAUCGCUAUGCAAACAACUAUGAGACACAGCAAGCCAACGCGGCUGCAGCCGCUGCCGCUGCCGCAGCACAGCAGCAGCAUCAGCAGAACGCGCAACAGCCGGGCGGACCGCCGCCCCCGUUACCGGGCCAUGGACCGCCGCCGCCACAGCACCAGCAAUACGGAGCGCAGCAGGGCGGCUGGGCACCGCCCCCAAGACCCUACAGUCCACAGUUGGGCCCAUCGCAGCAGUAUAGGACACCUCCCCCGACAAAUACUUCCCGGGGUCAAUCACCAUAUCCGCCAGCUCACAGUCAAAACUCAGGUUCCUAUCCAAGUUCGCCACAACAACAACAGCAGCAGCAGCAACAGGCCCAACAGCAACAACAACAACAGGCCGCACAACAGCCUGGCGGUGUUGGCGCCCCGGGAGCGCCAGUGCCCCCUUCCGGUCCUGCACCGCAACAGCAGCAACAGAAUGCACCGCCCACUUCUCAAUAUUCGCCGUACCCACAAAGGUAUCCAACACCACCAGGCUUACCGACAUCUGGGCCCAACCAUCGAACUGCCUACACAACGCACCAGUAUCCGGAACCAAAUCGGCCGUGGCCUGGUGGCUCAUCGCCCAGUCCUGGUCCCGGUCAUCCAUUGCCGCCUGCCUCGCCGCACCAUGCCCCGCUGCAACAGCCGCCAACGCCACAUAGCGCUGGUGGUGGCCCGCCACCCAGUAGCAGUCCUGGCCAUGCUCCCAGUCCAUCGCCGCAGCCCUCGCAAGCAUCGCCAUCGCCGCACCAGGAGCUGAUCGGGCAAAAUAGCAACGAUAGUUCAAGUGGUGGAGCACACAGCGGCAUGGGCUCAGGCCCACCCGGUACACCUAACCCACAGCAAGUAAUGAGGCCAACACCUUCGCCUACAGGCUCGUCGGGCUCAAGAUCCAUGUCUCCUGCAGUGGCACAAAAUCAUCCAAUAUCGCGUCCGGCGAGUAAUCAGUCAAGUAGUGGCGGUCCAAUGCAGCAACCGACCGUGGUUGCUGGCCCACCACCAAUGCCACCACACGGUCUACCAGGUGGGCCACCAUCUCAGCAACAAUCUCAGCAGCAGCAGGCUUCAAAUUCMGCAUCAUCAGCGAGUAAUUCGCCGCAGCAGACGCCACCACCUGCACCGGCGCCAAACCAAAAUGUUAACAAUAUGGCUACACCACCACCWCCGCCGCAAGGAGCUGCCGGUGGCUAUCCACUCCCGCAACAUAUACAUGGCGGUUACAAAAUGAGCUUACCAGGUCAAAGCCCCGGUGCUCAAGGAUAUCCUCCACAGCAGUAUCCUCAAGGUAACUACCCCCCACGUCCCCAGUAUCCGUCGGGAGCGUAUGGAGCUGGACCACAACCGCCACCAAAUAGCCAGUCCGCUGGGGGCGCUAACAGCAUGCCAUCCGGCGCACAAGCUGGUUACCCUCGGUCAAUGCCAAACCACGGCAGUGGCAGCCCCCAUCAGCAGUAUCCUCCGUAUCAGUGGGUACCUCCGUCACCACAGCAGUCUGGCCCUGGCAGUGGAUCAGUACAAAUUUCCGCUGGCAUGGGCAAUCACGUACAGGGCAAGGGCACACCACCACCAGUUGGACCACCACCGCCACAGGGCAGUGGCUCUCCGCGUCCUCUUAACUAUCUUAAGCAGCAUUUACAACACAAAGGUGGAUAUGGCGGUAGUCCAGCGGGACCCCAACCACAGGGCUAUGGAAAUGGACCCACUGGCAUGCAUCCGUCAAUGCCCAUGGGUCCUCCACAUCAUAUGGGUCCGCCGCAAAGUAUGGGGCCACCUACCAGUACACCGCCGCAGUCUAUGAUGGGCGCACAGAGUGGCAGCGACACCGAACAUAUAUCCCAAGACAAUGGCAUUAGUUCAUCUGCUUCGUCCCCAGCCGCAGGCUUGCAUGCCGUCACUGCAGUAGUUACAACUGGACCGGAUGGCACACCAAUGGAUGAAGUCAGUCAACAGAGCACGCUCUCAAAUGCGUCUGCAGCAUCGGGUGAAGAUCCACAGUGUACCACGCCAAAGUCGCGCAAACAUGAUCCAUAUAGCCAAAGCCAUUUAGCUCCACCCAGCCCAUCGCCACAUCCAGUUGUAAUGCAUGGAGGUGGCGGACCGACAGGCGAAGAGUACGAAAUGAACUCGCCUCCAAACUGGCCCCGUCCAGCCGCAGGCUCACAGGUUUUCAACAGUCAUGUUCCUGUUCAACAAGAACCUUUUCGUAGUACUAUAACGACAACUAAGAAAUCCGAUUCACUUUGCAAGCUCUAUGAAAUGGAUGACAAUCCGGAUAGGCGCGGUUGGCUAGACAAAUUACGUGCUUUCAUGGAGGAUCGCCGUACACCAAUAACGGCAUGCCCCACCAUCUCAAAACAGCCACUUGAUUUAUAUAGGUUAUAUAUUUAUGUAAAAGAACGUGGCGGAUUCGUCGAGGUAUGCAAGGUGACCAAGAGCAAGACCUGGAAGGAUAUUGCCGGUCUGCUCGGAAUCGGCGCCAGCAGUAGCGCUGCAUACACACUGCGUAAGCACUACACAAAGAAUCUGUUGGCAUUCGAGUGUCACUUUGAUCGUGGCGACAUUGAUCCAUUACCCAUUAUACAACAAGUGGAGGCUGGUAGCAAGAAAAAGACAACAAAGGCAGCAUCGGUACCAUCACCAGGCGGUGGUCAUUUGGACGCUGGAACAACAAAUUCGACAGGGUCAUCGAACUCGCAGGAUUCCUUCCCUGCACCACCUGGCGGUGCACCAAACGCGGCUUUAGACGGCUACACAGGUUACUCUGGGGCUGGUGCGUAUCCACCAUCUGCCGGCCCGCAGCCGGAUUAUGCAGCAGCGGGUCAGAUGCCAAGGCCGCCGUCACAGAGCAAUCCACAGGCGCCUCAUCCUGGCACUCAAAAUCAAUCAGCUGCCACUGUUGCCGGUGAUAACAUAAAUGUGAGCAAUCCCUUUGAGGAUCCAAUUGCUGGCGGUGGGGCCGCUGGUGGUGUUGCUGCUGCUGCUGCAGUUGGUGGUGCUGCCUCACAUGGUGCUCCCCCACCACCCCCACAUUCACCGCACACAGCGCCACAAUCGGGCAACCAACAACACCACCAACAAGGCAUUCCAACACAAUUGCCAUCGCCGUCGCAGCAACCACCGGCGCCACCACCACAGCAACAUGGGCCGCCGUCGACGCAGCAUGCGCGCCCUGGAACUGGAGUACCUUAUCCACAGGGUAGCUCUGGGUAUCCAACGCCUGUGUCUAGAACGCCAGGUUCCCCCUAUCCAACCCCCCCUGGUGCUUACGGGCAGUACGGCUCGAGCGAUCAGUACAGCUCGGCUGGCCCGCCGGGCCAGCCUUUCGGACCAAAUCAGGGCCAAUAUCCGCCUCAGAGUCGCAAUAUGUACCCUCCCUACGGACCCGAGGGGGAAGCCCCUCCAGCUGGUGCUAAUCAGUACGGUCCCUAUGGCAAUCGUCCCUACAGUCAAGCACCACCCGGUGGACCACAGCCACCGGCACAAGCGGUUGCGGGUGGUCCUCCGACUAGCGGCGCUCCGGUAGCCCCACCAAACAGCGGAUAUGUACCAAGCACUCCGAAUCAACAGGAUUACUAUAGGCCGCCGGAUCAAAGUCCUCAGCCACGGCGACAUCCGGACUUUAUUAAAGACUCUCAGCCUUACCCUGGCUAUGCUACGCGGCCUCAAAUUUAUGGUGGUUGGCAAGGCAACAAUCCGCAGUAUCGUCCUCAAUAUCCCACAUCGACUGCACCACAGUCGUGGGGCAAUGCACCACCUCGGGGUGCUGCUCCUCCUGGAGGCCCACACGGUCCGCAUGGGCAGCAGCAAGCUGGGGUAGCUCAGUGGGAACAACAUCGUUAUCCACCCCAACAGCCACCACCUCCGCCGCAACAACAGCCGCCUUACCAGCAAAGUACGCCGCCCGGACAGCAACAACAGGCGGCACCACAAUGGGCGCAAAUAAAUGCGGCUCAGGCGCCACCACAAUCAAGUAUUUCGCAGCCGUCGCUGCGUCCACCAGCUGGAGUUGGGCAGCAACAGCGUAUGCCCAGCGGAGUGCCUGUAAUGCCGCCACAGCAGCAGCAAGGACAAACAGUGCCACAGCCACCGCAUGGCGGGGUACCAGCAUCCAGUAUGCCGUCUGUGCCCGGCAUGGUGAAACCGCCUUACGCUAUGCCACCACCCUCACAGUCUGGUAGUGGCUCACCAGGUGUGCCUAUGGUUGGCAGUGCUCCGGUUACUAUGAUCGCGCAAAAGCCGUCGCCCAUAGUUGGACAAGGAAUGCAGCCCACACAGCAGCAGCCGCCACAUCAGCUGACCAAUCAACAGCCUGUCUAUGCCCCGCAAGGGACUGGCCCAGGAGCACAGAUUGUCAAGAAAGAACUAAUCUUUCCACAUGAUAGUGUAGAAUCGACUACGCCUGUACUGUACCGCCGGAAGCGCCUGACCAAGCUUGACGUGUGCCCUGUCGAUCCCUGGCGAAUUUUUAUGGCCAUGCGCUCGGGCUUACUUGCUGAGUGCACAUGGGCAUUAGAUGUGCUUAAUGUUCUUUUAUUCGACGAUUCGACAGUACAAUUCUUUGGCAUAUCAAAUUUGCCGGGCCUGCUAACGCUGUUGCUGGAGCACUUCCAAAAAAAUCUAGCGGAAAUGUUCGAUGAACGCUGUGACGAGGCAGCAGAUGAGGCGGCAGAUGAUGACGCUGAUAGCGGAACUGUAUCAUUGAAAGCUGAGGACAAGCUGCAGCGGAAGCAACCGCGUUCAGUGCACAGCAUUUCUAGCUACAACCGCAGAAGGCACUACGAGAAUAUGGAUGUGAAGCGUGUUGCCCACAGCGAAGACUCGGAUGAUGCUGACGAGGGCAUUGACUUGGGUCAGAUACGUGUUCAGCCCAAUCCCGAAGAGCGAACACUUCUCCUUUCGUUUACACCUAACUACACCAUGGUCACACGGAAGGGUGUGCCCGUUCGCAUUCAGACCGCUGAUAACGAUAUUUUUGUGGACGAGCGUCAAAAGGCUUGGGAUAUUGACACGAAUAGGUUGUAUGAACACCUGGAACCAGUGGGCAGUAAUGCUUGGACCUAUGGCUUCACGGAACCCGACCCACUUGAUGGCAUCAUUGAUGUGUUUAAGUCAGAGAUUGUUAACAUUCCAUUUGCGCGAUACAUACGCUCUAAGCACAAGAGCAAACAGGAAGCCGCAGAGAAAAGCAAUAUUAGCCCAAAACACGAAGAUAUUUCCCCUGUGCUUAAGCAAGAGGACACCACAAGUAGUACCGAGGACAGUAGUUUACUUCAACAGACUUACAAUAAGAAGCGGCGCCUUGUGGGUAGUAUCGGUGCAGCUAGUAGCGACAAGAAGUCCAAAAUGGGGGAGGAGUUUGCGCAGCCAGCUGUGGAGCCGAAGAAGGAGCUAGACAACGAAACCGUGGGAGCCAAUACAACCGACAGUGAUUGUCGAACCAUUGAUAUGGAAAUCGAAUCUCCGCAACAACAACGUCUUACCAAUGGAGUUGCCUCAAUGCCCAAGAGAUUUGAUCCCAAGUCCACGGUGCGAGAUGAUGCGCAUGUCCUGCAGCGACGCCGCGACUCUAGCUACGAGGAUGAAUGCUACACGCGGGACGAAGCCUCUUUGUACUUAGUGAAUGAAAGUCAGGACUCAUUGGCGCGCCGCUGCAUUGCGCUCUCCAAUAUUUUUCGAAAUUUGACUUUUGUGCCUGGGAACGAAACGGUGUUGGCUAAGUCGUCGCGAUUCUUAGCAGUGCUCGGUCGAUUGCUAUUGUUGAACCACGACCACCUGCGGCGGACUCCCAAGACGCGCAACUACGACAGGGAGGAGGAUACAGACUUUACCGACUCCUGCAGCUCGCUGCAGGGAGAGCGCGAAUGGUGGUGGGAGUAUCUAAUAACCAUACGAGAAAAUAUGCUCGUGGCAAUGGCAAACAUAGCCGGACAUCUGGAGCUCUCCCGCUAUGAUGAGCUAAUUGCACGCCCGCUAAUCGAUGGAUUGCUGCACUGGGCCGUGUGCCCCAGUGCGCAUGGUCAGGACCCGUUCCCCUCGUGCGGCCCGAACUCUGCGUUAUCCCCGCAACGCCUCGCCCUGGAAGCGCUGUGCAAAUUAUGUGUCACGGAUGCAAAUGUUGAUUUGGUGAUUGCGACACCACCGUUUUCACGGCUGGAAAAACUGUGCGCGGUGCUUACGCGUCAUCUGUGUCGGAACGAGGAUCAGGUGUUGCGCGAGUUCUCAGUCAACUUGCUGCAUUACCUGGCUGCAGCGGACAGUGCGAUGGCGCGUACUGUGGCCCUGCAAUCCCCGUGCAUCUCGUAUCUCGUUGCAUUUAUCGAACAGGCGGAACAGACUGCGUUGGGUGUGGCCAACCAGCAUGGAAUUAACUAUCUCCGGGAGAAUCCCGACUCAAUGGGAACCAGCCUGGAUAUGUUGCGAAGGGCAGCUGGGACGCUGCUCCAUUUGGCCAAGCAUCCCGAUAAUCGUUCGCUAUUCAUGCAGCAGGAGCAAAGACUGCUUGGAUUGGUCAUGUCGCAUAUAUUGGAUCAGCAAGUGGCAUUGAUCAUAUCUCGGGUGCUAUACCAAGUAUCGCGCGGAACCGGACCACUGCAUUCGGUGGAGUACAGAUUGUUGCAGCAGCGACAGCAGCAACAGCAACAACAGCGGCUAAACCAGACGCCGUCUGAAAAGCAAAGUACCCCAGCAACGCUGAAUGUAAAGCCCGAGCCCUGCUCCCAGCCAGAGCCGUCUGCGGCUGAUGCCAAGCCUGCCGCUGCUGUGGCCACGACAGCUGCAAUCAACGACGAUAGCAACAGCAGCCAGCAACUGCCGCCAGCGGCAACAUUCAAUGAUGUCAGCAACAGCAGCACCAACAGCAACAGCUGCGGCACCGUCAGCAGCAAUCAGACCAACAGCAGCAGCCUGGGCAGCAGUAGUCAGCCCACUCUGAACAACUUAGUGACAGCUAGCGAGCAACAGGUCGGCAAAUCGGCCUCAGCUGCGUCUUCCGCUGUGUCAUCCAACAAUUUAGGUCACAUCAACGACGCUGCCGCGGCAGCGUCAAAUGCAACACCUCCGCCGUCAGUGGCACAACCGACUGCACCGCCGCCAGCGAACACGAACACAACAGCUGCUGUUGCGUAGUAUACAACGAUGAUGCCGGCAAAGACUUACUCCUCUUGGAGUCGUGGCGAUGGUGUAGUCGAAGAAGUUUACAAAACUAAU
This is a messenger RNA of Drosophila arizonae, 8377 nucleotides long. It is a transcript of the gene osa, whose product is annotated as trithorax group protein osa. Gene Ontology annotation, biological process: chromatin remodeling; positive regulation of DNA-templated transcription; regulation of transcription by RNA polymerase II. Gene Ontology annotation, molecular function: DNA binding; nucleosome binding. Lineage: Eukaryota; Metazoa; Arthropoda; Insecta; Diptera; Drosophilidae. The record is from RefSeq and is a predicted model, not a curated record. Gene Ontology annotation, cellular component: brahma complex; nBAF complex; SWI/SNF complex.